AUGGUCACGAUUGCGCUGACGGAGAGGCAGCCGCAGCCGGAGAAGAAGGCGCCGCGGGCGAGACCGAUGUCGGGGAAGGCCGCCGUGAUGCUUUGCGCGACUAGCUUCUUCGUGGGGCUGCUGUUCAGCGGCCGGAUGACGCUGCUGACGCCGCCGUCGAGCACCCCUUCCGGGCACGGCUCCAGGAUCUCUGUUUUUGCAGACGACUGCGACCAAAGGCGUAAGAUGGAAGAGAGUAAUCCGAAUGAUAUUAUGAAGGAGGUGUCAAGAACUCAUUUGGCCAUCCAGUCCCUGGACAAGUCUGUGUCGUCGCUGGAGAUGGAGCUGGCCGUGGAGCGAGCCAAGCGGAACGGCGGCCUGGGCAUGGCCGUGCCGUCCAGGGGCCUCCCGAAGGCGUUCGUGGUGAUCGGCAUCAACACGGCCUUCAGCAGCAAGAAGCGGCGGGACUCGCUCCGCGACACCUGGGUGCCCCGAGGGGAGAAGCUGCGGCGGCUGGAGAAGGAGAAGGGGAUCGUGAUCCGGUUCGUGAUCGGGCACAGCGCGACGCCGGGCGGCGCGCUGGACCGCGCCAUCGACGUGGAGGAGGCGGCGACGGCUGACUUCCUGCGCCUCGACCACGUGGAGGGCUACCACGAGCUGUCGACCAAGACCAGGACCUACUUCGCGACCGCCGUCGCCACCUGGGACGCCGAAUUGUACGUCAAGGUCGACGACGACGUCCACGUCAACCUGGGGAUGCUGACGAACAGGCUCGCCAAGUACAGGACGAGGCCCAGGGUCUACGUUGGCUGCAUGAAGUCCGGCCCAGUUCUGUCACAGAAGGGCGUGAAGUACCACGAGCCGGAGUACUGGAAGUUCGGGGACGAGGGCAACAAGUACUUCCGCCACGCCACGGGCCAGAUCUACGCCGUCUCCAGGGACCUCGCCUCCUACAUCUCCAUAAACAAGCCGAUCCUUCACAGGUUUGCGAACGAGGACGUGUCGCUCGGCGCGUGGCUCCUCGGGCUGGAGGUCGAGCACGUCGACGACCGCAGCCUCUGCUGCGCCACGCCGCCAGACUGCGAGUGGAAGAAGCAGGCCGGGAACGUGUGCGCGGCGUCCUUCGACUGGUCGUGCAGCGGCAUCUGCAAGUCGGUUGACAGGAUGAGGGCCAUCCACAGCGCCUGCGGCGAGGGCGACGGCGCCGUCUGGAGCUCCGCCAUCUGA
Phragmites australis (common reed) is the source of this 1206-nucleotide messenger RNA. RefSeq names its product probable beta-1,3-galactosyltransferase 8. The coding region runs from base 1 to 1206 and encodes 401 amino acids. Gene Ontology annotation, cellular component: Golgi membrane. Lineage: Eukaryota; Viridiplantae; Streptophyta; Magnoliopsida; Poales; Poaceae. Gene Ontology annotation, molecular function: hexosyltransferase activity. The transcript is spliced from 7 exons. The record is from RefSeq and is a predicted model, not a curated record.